GAAAGACCGAGCAGCCCACCGCAACCUCCACUCUCCACGCUUUUGCGCGUGUCUCCACCAAACUGACUCGCGAUGCCGCCUCCGCCUCCGCCGCCUCUGCCACUAGUAAUACAACCUCCCCCGCCUCUCCCUCCACCGCUCCCAUUGAAGCCGCCUCCUCCGCCGAAAAGAACCUGCCGCCGCAGGAGAUCGUUGAUGAGUUUUGGAAGGAGUUUUCCGCCAAAUCUCCGAGCAAAGCUACUACCGUCAUUCCCCAGAAUGAGUAUGCCGACAAGGCCGCCAAAGGCAGUACCAAUGGCCCGGAGCGGACGACUCAGUCUUCCUACGCCGAGGCGGCCGAAAUCUGCCGGACCAAAGUCCGCAAGAUCGCCGACGAAUGCCGCGCCAUAAACCGCAAGUAUCGCGACCCCCAUUUCGAUCUCGAAUACGACCUCAAGUGUAGCAAGCGCGACAGCCUCGAGUCAAUCAAUAAUCGGCGCACCAAAGCGUCCCCGGCGAAUGGCGACGAAAGCGAUUCCGACGAUGACAUGCAGCCGUUCAAGCCCAGGGCUGUCAAGAGAGUUGCAGACAUCUUCGACGAGCCUCAGUUUUUUAUCGACGGGCCCUCUAUGCAGGACGUCAGGCAGGGGAACGGCGGCGAUUGCUGGCUCCUAGCCGCGCUCUGCACUUUGAGUAAUAAGAAGGGACUUAUAGAACGAGUUUGCGUUGCGAGGGACGAGCAGGUCGGCGUUUACGGCUUUGUAUUUCACCGUGACGGCGCAUGGUUCAGCGAGAUCAUUGACGAUAAGCUGUACCUCAAGAAGCCCGACUACGACGAGAGUUUUAUCGAGCGCAUGCUAUGGGAGGACCGUGAUAGGGUCGAUUCCGAGGAAGCCUACCGCCGAAUCUACCAGAGCAACAGCGGCGCGCUCUAUUUUUCGCAGUGCGAACACCCCAACGAAACCUGGCUCCCGCUCCUUGAAAAGUGUUACGCAAAGGCCCAUGGCGACUACGCUUGCAUUGAGGGUGGCUUCACCGGAGAAGGCAUCGAGGACCUUACGGGUGGCGUUACGACCGAAAUCUACACAUCGGAUAUUCUCGAUCGCGAGGCCUUUUGGAAGAACGAACUGAUGCAAGUCAACAAGGAGUUCCUCUUUGGCUGCUCCACCGGAAUCUGGGGUCGGGGCCUUGGGAACCGCAAGGGUAUUGUCGAGCUCCACGCCUAUUCCGUCAUGCGCGCCGUUGAAAUUGACGGCAAGAGGCUUGUCCUCCUCAAGAACCCCUGGGGCAAGGGUGAGUGGAAAGGGCCUUGGAGCGACGGAUCCAAGGAGUGGACAGCGGAAUGGCUUCAGCGCCUCGACCACAAGUUCGGAGACGACGGUGCGUUUUGGAUCUCUUACUCGGACCUCCUCAGAAAGUACCAGGCCUUUGAUCGCACGCGUCUUUUUGGGGACGACUGGCGCGUAGCAUCCAUAUGGACGACCCUAGCGGUUCCGUGGAAGCAGGAUUACCACGACACGCAUUUUGGAUUCACCCUAUCGACCGGUGGCGACGUGGUCAUUGUUUUAUCGCAGCUCGACGAUCGCUACUUUCGCGGUCUCCAGGGCGACUACACCGUCAUGGUCAAGGUGGACGCCAUGCGAAACGACUCCAUCCAGCCCGUGGAGGACGUUGUUCGGAACAACGCCAAGACCCGGCGCGAGAAGCUCCUUCGCAUCGGCCUCGCGUACGACCUCGCGCACAGCAAAGGCCGCUACAAGGAGACGGAGGAGGAGAAGGGGUGGAGGGAGGCGCACGAGAAGAGGGCGGAGAGCCGCAAGAGAGAGUCCAUCAAGGAGAUGCUCACCAAGGAAAGGGUGCAAGUAAAGUAUUUCCGCAGGAAGAAGCAGGACCGAGAUGCCAAGGAGAUGAAACGGAUGAGGGCCAAGGCCGACCGCCGCAGACGCGAGAAGAGGGAGAAAAGGGGUGCGCAACAGCAAGGGGGAGGAAAGGAGGUGAGGCUGGACGAUCGCGGACAUGACGAGACCAUCAUGACCGAGGAGAUGACCGAGGAUUCCACAGAGGCCCAAACUUUAGACCGCCCCCACCCCCACCUGCCCGUCACUUCCCACCAGGACUGGAAGGCGACGAGGCGGGAGGCCAACCCGCUCACCAUCAAGCCCGGGAUGGACGACAAGCUGGACGGAGAAGCCGACCCGUGGAACGCGGUGGUUGUGGUGGGUCUCCGGAUUUACCACAAGAUCUCCGAAGAGCAGGAAGACAAGGAGGUGGUCAAGCUUCGCGUGGUGCGACCGAACCCGUACUCGGAUGACGAAGCGAGCUCGGCAGACGACAAGGGCGAGAAGAAGAAGGAGAAGGGCAACAAGAAGAAGCGGGGAAGAGCAAAGGACUAG
This is a messenger RNA of Parascedosporium putredinis, 2372 nucleotides long. NCBI's taxonomy places the organism in Eukaryota, Fungi, Ascomycota, Sordariomycetes, Microascales, Microascaceae. The record is from the annotation of a GenBank genome assembly.